This is a messenger RNA of Aspergillus vadensis CBS 113365, 760 nucleotides long. RefSeq lists its product as uncharacterized. Lineage: Eukaryota; Fungi; Ascomycota; Eurotiomycetes; Eurotiales; Aspergillaceae. The record is from RefSeq and is a predicted model, not a curated record. Bases 41 to 565 code for a protein of 174 amino acids. The transcript is spliced from 2 exons.
UGUUUUUCCGUCCUGACUCUCGCCCACGGUUACGAGAGAAAUGGUAGCUUUCUCAAUCAAUAGAUCGAAAUUAGUGGGUGGCGGAAAACUCAGCAGCUUCCCCACAUCGGACCAGACAACCGUGUUGCUGUGGUACCACGAGCCAAGUUGCCGUGAUACACAGAGCUCUGUACUCAGUCUGAUUGACAAUGGGCGAAUCAAUCUUGGACUCUUCUCCAGCGUCAACGCUAGAGAGACGGCCAGAGUCGUGAGUGGCCCAGCCCUGUCGCGGAGGCAGCCAAAUGUGGCUCAAGAGGGCGAGGGUCAGCCACACCGGCGGUGGGCUGAUUUUAGUGGCAGAGCGAAGCACAAAUCACCAUUUGAGCCGGCGAAGAUCGGCCCCAUCGCGUCGAUCCCCUGCAUCCUGUCGGUCAAGGGCCCUAUGCCAGUCUCUGCCCACUUCCUGGCCUUGCUUGGCCUGCCGGCAUUCACAUCUUGGGCAUCCAGCAUCCCCCUCCUCACUGACGUAGGUGGUGUGACGAAACUUGGCCUUAGCAUCUCUCUGUCGUCGGAUCUAGAAAAGUGAGAAAAGGCCCUUCUCCCUAGUUCGGUUAGCAAAAGAAAAACUUAAUCGACUGGAGCUUGGGAUUGUUGAGGGAAAGUGGGAUCAACAACCGGGGGUAUCUCCAAAUCCCUAGAUCCUCAGCCACUCGGCGCAAGCGAGGGUUUUUCCCUUCAGCCUAUGAGAGGCACGCAGGGGAUACAGUGGAUUCGAGUUGAG